Drosophila innubila is the source of this 5421-nucleotide messenger RNA. RefSeq lists its product as uncharacterized. The transcript has 5 exons. The coding region runs from base 128 to 5335 and encodes 1735 amino acids. NCBI's taxonomy places the organism in Eukaryota, Metazoa, Arthropoda, Insecta, Diptera, Drosophilidae. The record is from RefSeq and is a predicted model, not a curated record.
UUAACUGAAAUCAACCAAGUAAAGUUUAUUCAACAACAAACAUUACAAGUUAGAAUACUAAAUUAACUGUUAACAAUUCUGUGAUUUUAUUAUUUGCUGCAAAAUUUAUUGUGCAUAAUUUGCAAAAAUGCUUAAGAAAUUUGUUGAAGUAAAUGCGGACGCAAGUCCAUCAGAGAAUCCAUAUGCAGUACGUACGUACAUGGGCGACAACGUCGUAACGGAAUGGAAGGUGGAGAAUUGUCCGAUCCGUGAACGUGUCUGCCAGAAAAAGCCACCAAACUCAACGAUCUCGCAUGUUCUGACCAUCGAGGAUGAGCUGCGGCGGCUUCAUCAGAAAGCUGAGGAAUCGCGCUUCGCCCGUCCAUUCAAGAAGAAGUGUGAUCUCUACGAUGAGUUCAACAUGUGCAUAAUACCCCAAAGAACUCCGGAAGAAUUAAAAACGAAUGCCAUUAUGCGUGAACGUUUGCUAAUGUCCAAAAGGGACGUUGGACUUGUGGAGCACGAUGCACGCAUUGACAAAACGUGCCCCAAGGAUCUUGUGGCCCUCAACAGUCCAAUGAAUGUGGACGAAGCCGAAGAAGAGGAGGAUGUCGAAGGGGAGGAGGAAGAAACGGAAGUUAAGCCAGAGCUGGCAUCGCCAGAAUGCAGCUCCAAUAUGAUUAUAAUACCCGACAAGCGCAUGCUUGAAUUGAAACGUCCCAAAAGUCGCAUUUAUAUAAACGAAACUCAAGUUGGUCCUCUAGAAGAAUUGCCAUUCCCCACAUAUAAUCCACGUAUUAUUCAAGAAGGUUUAGAGGGUGAAAAUUUGAGAACCUAUGACAUUAUCGAGGGCUGUAGCCCGCAGGACUUAUGGACCUGGAAUAUGGGCAUGCAGAAGCGGGAAAUGGAUUUGGAUCAGGACUUUAUAGCAGCAUCUUUGCCUAAAUAUGCUCACGAUCUCGAACUCACGGUCUACAAUAUACCCGAUCAGCUGGGAAAAACAUUCGGCGCUGAAAUUGUAUUCGGUACUCGAAAUAUCUAUCCGGAACCCAAAAAAGAAGCAUUUCGACAGACUUAUUACAAUAGACCCAGCGAGAUAGCCGCCAUUAUUAUAGCCUUUGUGGAGACAUAUCACAUGAAUCCAGAUUUCUGGACAGCCGGCACAAUGGAUGGUAUACUUAAACGAGGUGUUAAGCUGUUGAAAAAGAGCCAAUCCCUCAAUUAUAAGUCGGAGGAUAAUGAUUUUGAUAUAUUACCUCAAGUGGCUGAACGUCAGUCGGCAGUUCAGAUCGUCAUACACUUCACGGGACAAUUUAAGAACGAACCAAAUGUCUAUAAAGCACUUUCCCUAUACUUUUCGAAAUAUAAUGCAUGCAUUUUUACCUCCCGCGAUAUGUUCCUCUUGAUUUGGAAACGUUGCUCAAACUCUUUCUUCAUCUUCGAUUCAAAUGGUCGCAAUGAUCUCUGUCUGCGCGACUUUGAGGAGGGAAAAUGUUCCCUGAUGGCGACACGGUUUGUGGAGCACUUGGUGCAUUUGAUAACUAAAUUCAGUGACUUGACGCCGGAGGAUGAGUUCAAUAUCUAUGAAAUAUCGCUGACUCAAUAUGGUAAGCUCAAGGAGCCCGAAAUUGUCAAGGAUAAACUAUUUCACUAUCACAAACUGUGGGCUGUGGUCAAUGAGCAUUUCGCUGUGAAAACGGGAGGAAAUAGCGGUAUACAACAGCCCAUUUCCGGUACGGAAAAGAAUGCAUCUUUGGUCGUUUCUCUCAUUGCGCUCAUCUACUCGGAGUUCGAGUUGGCCAAAGUGUGGCGUCCCAUGACCAUCGAUGAUAUCCUCAGAUACGGCGUAGCUUAUUACAAGACUCUACGUAAGAAGUUCCGUUUGGAUGGCAAACGUUGGAAGAACAAGAAACCGGAAUUAAACAUUGUUGACUUACCCGAAAUGUUUUUGAUGGGCGCCUUUAAGGCGACGGUUCGCAAGUAUCCUUUCCUGAUAACUGGACAUGUGACGGACUGUCCGUCGUAUUUGGAAUCCCAGCUGACCCAGGCCCUGCAGCAUCUCUUCGAAAUGCAAGAGUGGCCAGGAGCCUUGCUUCAGAUUGAUAACUCCGUUUUGUCAAUUUGGCGGGAUCGUGAGUUCUUCUACGUCUUUGAUCCAUUUCGACGUAAUCGCGUCGGCAUGGUCGUUGACCCCGAUGAUUAUCGCAUCAAGGGUCUGGCCGUGCUGCAGAUGCACACCACAUUCGACUCCUUUGUCCGCCUCAUUUAUCAGAACGCCUUGAAGAUGCGUCGCGGUGGCAAGUUCUUUAUUCAUGGCAUUAGAACAGGAUGCAUUCGUCCCUUGCAGGUGAUGACACAACAGACAAAUAAGUUUCCAGCCCUGCAGAUGGGAUUGCCCACAUUCACGGAUGAAGCGGGAGGGCAAGAAUUGGUGCAGAAGAAGAGUAUUGAGAGUAUUCCUGAGGAGGAGCGCAUUCCCGUGCGGGACGAGAAGGAGAUGGUGGAGGAUCUCAUACUUUCCAUCAUCAAUAACAUUAUCAAGGAGUUGCCCGAGCCCAAGUUCGAUCGUCCUAGUAUGUACAGGCAAGCACAGAAAGUCCUGUUGCGCUCAGACAAGGAGAAUCUCCGUGCGCUGCGCCUGAAGAUUAAGCGUGGCUACGAGCUGGGCGAGGAGGAGGAGGAAGAUCUGAAACGUGUGCUAACCAUCGAAGAGGAGCUGGCCCUAAAGACGAACUACAUGACUCUGCACGACGGAGCCUACAUCAUCAUGGGCACCACAAAGCUGCCGCCGCUGGAUGAGGAAAUGACCAAACUGGGAGGUCUUCUUUCCGCUCUGGUGGCCAUUGCCGUAUCGGCCAAAUACAAGGUGUCCACCUGGAAUGCAGAUCUCAUCGAGUUCUGCUUGACAUCCGUCAACAGCUUCAGUGAUGAUUACCAGAGCUACGAGUUCAAUCUAUCCUGUUUGAUCAGUAAAAAGUUACCUGAUAUUGCCGUGGGCAAGAGCAACUUCUCUCUAGUUGUGAACGAGGUUUACAAGUCUUCCGUAUCGUCAUCGCUGCGUCAGGAUCUGCUCGAGUUGCUUAUCGAUAACAAUCGUGUCCUGGUCGUUUGCCAGCACUUCUCCUGUGUCAUUUUCAAGCGUUACAAUCUCCUCUACAUGUUUAUUGGAUUCCCUUGCAAUGCAAUUGGAUAUCGGAAAAGUGGGAGUGGUCCCGCCUGCAUGAUGAGAUUUAUCGAACUGGACUCGCUGAUACGACGCAUUGAGUUUGGCUGCAAUCCUCAGGGAUGUACGGUGAUGAAUUACAUUGUAGCUGGCAUCAAGGUUGUCGAUAAUAAUCUGGAUGGUCGCUUCCGUCGUUGGGGCAAGGCGGAUGAGGAUGCGGAGUUCAAUGCGGAGGCGGCGCGCAAGAAGAAAUUGAGGGAGCAACGCCUCGAGAAGAUGCGCUACAUCGAUGAGGAGCUCAAGAAGGAGAACAAGCGUAUUCAGGACUUCCUCGAGGCCAAGAAAUCUCACGAGGAUCGCAAGAAACGUAAACCCGAGUACAAGGAUCUUGGCCUGGACGAGGCAAUGGACGAGAAUGAAGAGGACUUUGGUUUCAUGGAAAUGGAGGAAGAAGCGGAGGGCGAAGAGGAGAUCGAACUGAAGCACAAACCAGGCAGGAAGUUGCCCAAGGAAAUACGCAAGACCUAUAAACCUCGUCCCAUUCUCUACGGCUAUCGCAUGCGGGAGAAAGAUUGUAACUUCAAGAUCCAGGGCAGCAUGAACUUGGAUGGACGCCAGGAUGGAUCCUUUAAGGAGAUCAAGCCUUGCUACUUCGCUUGUGCCUUGGCCAUCCUCAGUUGUUCCCUCCGUCCGCUCAAUCAAUGGAAUUCGUAUCGAAUUGAUCGGGUUAUAACUCAUGCCAAGUCGAUUUCGAGUCGUGUCUGCGAUCUGGAAUCGGUCUUUGAGCGUGUGGUGCGUCAUGUGACCAUUGAUGACUACGAAUUCGAUAUCUGGAUACGCAUGUUUGAGCCCCAAGGCAUGUGGACUCCUCCACAAAAGCCUACAAAGGUUACCAAAGAGGCUGGCCUGAACAUUAUCAAGAAGAAGCUGCAGAAGACACUGAAUACCCGGAAAUAUCUGAUGAUAUUUACACCCAAUGGUUGCUACGCUUUGUACCAUGAUGAGUUCUAUCAUCUUUUCGAUCCCUAUGCGAGCAUGGACUUCGGCGGUGGAGAAGAGGAGGAUAACGAUGCUGGCGGUGAUGAGGAGGACGGAGAUGGAGAUGGCAAGAAGAAGAAGUGCCCCAAAGGACCCAAACGUUACCCCGAACGCAACACUGCCUCCUGGGUGCUCUUUGCCGAUGUGGACACCAUGUUCCAAUACAUCGAUAAACGUUGUGCACAGCCAGAUUGGAAGGAGCAGAGUCAGUACAUGUUCUACGUUGUGGAUAUCCUUUCGUAUAAGAAGGCAGCACCCAAUACCCGCAUCUUGCAACUCUUGACGGAUCUGUCUGUGCCCAUGACAUGCUCCAACAAUCAAUACGGACAUCCUGAGUACGAGAUUUGUGCCACUAACGAAUCCCUUGGCUGGUUGGAACUAGAGAACUGUCUUCCUGUUUGGAGUCGCAUGAAUCGACGUAAUACAGCUGGAAAGUAUCGCAAUCUUCCGCUGAGCAAGCUAAAGAAGUACGACAUAGAGAUCGAAGGUCGGUUGUGGUCACUUUGGGGUAAUCUGCAUCCCGAGGCUCCUGUGUUUGAUGAUCUCAAUCGCGGACGUCAGUAUCUUGGCAUCUAUGUGAUCGCCUGCUGUGCGGCGAGUGUUUAUAACCUUAUGGACUGGAGUGCUCAAUUGCUGGACACAAUUGUCGUCAGUGGAGACAAGUAUUUCCAGGAGAGCGUUGACCAAAUCAAUAAGGAGGAUUACGAGUUCUCUUUGGAGAAUCUUAACAUUGAUUGUUCCCUGGAAGCCAUGAACUUUGUGGUCCAUAUCGAACAUGUCUGCUAUGGAAAACUCUAUCGAGUUCCUGAAUUUAAUCGAAUGAAUCUCUCGGAGGCUUUAAUCUACUUCUUCAGUCAUUAUCAAUUCGGCAUUGUGAUGGUUCGCAAAAGAGCCUUGGCCAUUGGAUUCUGUCCGGGCCAUGACGGUGGUUACUUCAUGUACGAUUGCCAGGAGAAGGAUCAACCAUUGUUCCCCAAACAACAAGGUGCAUCCUAUUUACUGCGAACUCGGCAUCUUCAGGUGCUUCUAUACUGCAUUGUGGUAACCCUCAAUGUGCCCUUCUAUAACAUCGACUUUAGCAUACAUAAAGUGGAAAUGCUGAGGGAAGGCGCCACCGUUGAGAACGAAGAGGAGGAGGAGGAAGGCGAAAAUUAAUAGUGUGAUUAUCUAGUCUGUGUGUUUAGUAAUUAUUUAAUUUACAAUUUUAUGAUACGGCUAUACAAUAAACUGAAUAACCACAG